UCUGCCGAAGGCCGCCGCGGGCCCGGGAUCCACUGCCGCCGCGGAGCUCGCCUGAGGAGCGGCGCGGCCGAUGGAGGCGCCUCGGCGGCGGGGCGAUGCUGUCGCUGGGGCUGCUGUGGCGGGCGCUCACUCGCGCCGGAGGCGGAGGCGGCAGCAGCAGCAGCAGCAGCGGAGGCGGCCCGGGCCGUGAGGACGCGGGCGCCGCCGCCGCCGCCAUGGCGCAGGACCGGGCGCUGGAGGUGUACGAUCUCAUCCGGACGAUCCGCGACCCGGAGAAGCCCAACACGCUGGAGGAGCUGGACGUGGUCACGGAGAGCUGCGUGGAGGUGCAGGAAACGGGCCAGGACGAGUGGCUGGUGACCCUCCGGUUCACGCCCACGGUGCCCCACUGCUCUUUGGCCACGCUCAUCGGGCUGUGUUUGAGGAUCAAACUUCAGAGAUGUUUACCUUUUAAGCACAAGCUGGAAAUCUACAUAUCGGAGGGCGCGCAUUCCACUGAGGAGGACAUUAACAAGCAAAUCAAUGACAAAGAGAGAGUAGCAGCUGCCAUGGAGAAUCCUAACUUGCGGGAGAUUGUGGAACAGUGUGUUCUGGAACCAGACUAGCUGCCGUGACAGCCAUUGACCCGGGACUUAUCUGGCACAUUUGUAUUAAAGUCUUUGUAAAAAUAUGGAGGCCUUGGAUUUAAUACUGGAAGGACCUUUGUAUCGCCUGCGUAUUUUUAAAUAAACAUUUUAUAAAAAUGCAUUUAAGUACAGAGGGAGUGAACAAUGUAUAGAUCAACCGGUAAAGGAAUGUGAAAAGUAAUCUUCAUUGAAAAUUGAUUUUAUAAAAUAAUUCUGAACCAGUCUGUUGCCCUCCCAUGAAUAUGUAUUGUAAUUUUAAAAAUCUGAUUUUGAAUUAUUUUUCCCACUUUGAAGUGGUAGAGUGUAUUUGAAUAGUUUCUGUGUGGAAGAUGAAUAAAAUACAGAGUUCUUGAAA
Messenger RNA from Elgaria multicarinata webbii, 981 nucleotides. It is a transcript of the gene CIAO2A, whose product is annotated as cytosolic iron-sulfur assembly component 2A. Bases 96 to 605 code for a protein of 169 amino acids. NCBI's taxonomy places the organism in Eukaryota, Metazoa, Chordata, Lepidosauria, Squamata, Anguidae. The record is from RefSeq and is a predicted model, not a curated record. The transcript is spliced from 5 exons.